GCUCAAACUUCCUCCAGAGAAAGAUUUGAUCACAGUCAAAUGAGUGGUAAGAACGUGCCUGUCUUUGUUUGCUGAAAUGACACCAGGUUCAAACCAAGCAGCCUCAGCCUCCAGGAAAGGGUACGGAAGAGAGUCCUGUUCGCACUGUGCGACUUACAGAUCUGAAAACAUCUCUGCAGAGUCAGCGAUAAAAGAACGGAAAAAUUCAAAAUCCCCCUCUUUAACGAAGCGCCUGAAAUUUUUAUUCAAGGGUCGACUUACAAUGGAGCCAAUAAUCGAUGAACAACACACACAACAAGAGUCUUAUGGUGAACUGACUCAGAGGAGCCUCAGAGAACUGACGUCCAAGUGGUUCGUGGACACCCAAACUCCCUACAUUGUUCAAAAUGGCUUCUUCCCCAGUUGGUUCUGGGGUUUUGUGUCUCGAUACGAUGCAGAAGAUAUCCUCCAACAUGAGGUACAGGGCUGUUUCCUGGUACGCCUCAGUGAGAGAGUCGUUGGGUACAUACUGUCCUACAAGGGCAGGGAUCGCUGCCGACAUUUUGUGAUCAACCAACGUGAAAAUGGACGGUUUGUGAUCAGCGGAGCGAGUGAAAGACACAACACUGUACCUGAUGUGGUAAAUUACUACAAGACACACCCGGUCCAGCCGUUUGGAGAGUAUCUGACAGCAUCAUGUGCUGAGGAACAAACUGAAGAGUUGUACGAUACCAUCACUGUCCCAGAACGAAGAAGACUGGCGACAAACAGACCCGUGAAGAAUAGACAGAAACAGCAGAACGUCUUUGUUCAGACCCAUACACAGAUGCAAAAAUCUAACGCCAAGGAAAUUCCACUAUUGCCUCAGAGAAGCAGAGACCUUCAGAGUAACUUCCUGAACGACAAGGACAGCAUCUUGUAUGCACAGCUCCGGAAGAAAUCGCCGAGGGAAAUGCCUAAAUUUCAAACCAACUCUCUGUAUCAGUUACCUGAUGAAAAGGCCAAGAGUUCAUGUACGUGGGAUCAGAGUCUGAGUCACUGUAGAUCUCCAUCCAAAUCCGACACCCUCUACUCGGAGCUCAGUAGAAGCAGGUCCCCCAUGAAGUUCAGCUCUGAAGGGGAGCAACAUUACAGACUGACUGAACCUCCUGCUGUUCCACCAAGACUCUCCUCUAUGCCCAGAAAACCAGUUGAGAGCUUUGUCCCACGCUUGGAGAAAACAGACCCAUGCCUACCACCGAGCGGCCUGGGCUCCGUGGAAGAAAGUCACAUUUAUCACCUCGCAUGCAGCCCAUGUAAUGCAGUGACAGAGGGUAGUUCACUGGCGAUGGAGGAGCACAGUGAUUCAGUGUAUGAUGACCUUGUCCACGAAGCUCCUUUCAGCCGCUUCCCAAAAGACAAAACCUACGAGAUGAUGCCAGGAUUCAAGGACGCAGUUCCUGAAUUCUUCAGCAACGUUUAUGAAUCCUUGGACAAUGUGUGACCCAAGUCUUUUAAGAAUGACAAAAAGAAGUGGUCGCUCCCUGAGGCCAGGAGGAAAUGGUAA
Cynoglossus semilaevis (tongue sole) is the source of this 1525-nucleotide messenger RNA. RefSeq names its product SH2 domain-containing protein 7. Gene Ontology annotation, cellular component: cytoplasm. Lineage: Eukaryota; Metazoa; Chordata; Actinopteri; Pleuronectiformes; Cynoglossidae. The record is from RefSeq and is a predicted model, not a curated record. The transcript has 8 exons.